Trichoderma aggressivum f. europaeum is the source of this 609-nucleotide messenger RNA. RefSeq lists its product as uncharacterized. Bases 1 to 609 code for a protein of 202 amino acids. The transcript has a single exon. Gene Ontology annotation, molecular function: nucleic acid binding. The record is from RefSeq and is a predicted model, not a curated record. Lineage: Eukaryota; Fungi; Ascomycota; Sordariomycetes; Hypocreales; Hypocreaceae.
AUGUCAACCGACAAUGCCUCCAAGAAGCGCAAGCACUCCUCCAGCCAGCCAGCUCCAUCCAAGAAACCUCGCACCCAGGCAAAUCCCACCCUGAUUGGCCCGCACGAAGCCAUCCUCAAGGAACUCUCCGCCAAGCACAACGUCCUCGCCCUGUCGGUCCUCUCAUCCACGCAGAUCCGCAAGCGCGUUUCCAGCGCAUCAUCCCAUCUUCUCGACAAAUCCGCAGAGUCGCGAGCGAUCCUGCUCCACGCGCGACCUGCAGACGUCUGCAAAAUGAUCACGGUGGCGGAGCAAUGCAAAAGAUUACUGGGGGACAAGGGCCAGGCCUGGUAUCAGUACAACGAGCUCUUCGAUCUGCCUCCCGAGGCUAAGAAGAAGAAGAGAAACUCGCGUGAGAGGGGAGAUGUGGAGGAGGAGGCUGAGGAGGAUUCCGACAGUGACGAGGGUGCGUUCGAGACCAUGGAGAGUCGAUUCGAGCGAGCCGUAUUGCCGCCUCCGCGAGCUCAAACAUACAAGUCUUUGAGGAUAUUCAUUUCACAUCAAGCAAUCCCGGAACUUGAUUCGAGGGAAAACGUAACGGUACAGACGAGCGAAGAUACUCCACUAUAG